AUGGCUCAAAAAAAUCCUAAAGGUGGUGGUACACCAAUUGUAGGACAUGUCGAUAAUAAUGAUAUGUUUUUAAAACGAGCACUCGAAAAAAUAUUGAGUGAAAAAGACAUUAAAAAACCACAAUAUUUACAAUUGAAACGUUCAUGUGAAAUGGCGCUUGCUUCACUAACAAAAGAUACUCAAACUACAAAUAUACCAUCUAUUAGUGAAACAUAUUUUCUUCCGUUGGAAUUAGCCUGUGUAUCAAAUCAUGUUCGUAUGACUGAUACUGCACUCGAUUGUCUUCAAAAACUUCUUUUAAAUGGACAUUUAAUUGGUAAUAUUGUCGAUCCAAUUGAUUCAACAAAAUUAUUAAUUGAUCGUAUUGUAUCAAUAAUUUGUGCAUGUUUUCAUGGUGUACAAACUGAAGAAAAAGUUGAAUUACAAAUAAUAAAAAUUUGUUUAACAAUAAUGACAUCACAAACAAUUGAAAUUCAUCAACGUAGUGUUUUACAAAUUGUUAAAACAUGUUUUAAUAUUUAUUUAACAAGUCGAUCGAAAAUUAAUGAAGCAACAGCACAAGGUUGUCUUUCACAAAUACUCAAUGGAAUAUUUUCAAAAAUGGAACAAAAGAUGAGCUUAGUUAAUGAACGAAAAAAACAAGAAAUUAAUCAUAUAUCAUCGAAUGUUUAUGAUCAAGAUGAAAUUGUUAUUAAAGAAAUUCUUGAUGAACUUGUCGAAAAAAUUUGUUAUGAUGAAGCCACACUACAACAAACAAAUUCUUCGUUAACAACAAAUGAAAUUAUUGAGGAUAUUCAAUCAGCACAAGAAGAAAUUCAUGAUGGAAUAUCACGAAAUGAUAAAGAUCGUCAAUCUAUCGAUGAACAAUCAUCUAUAAAAACUAAUAUGUCAAAUUCAUUAUCAGCAGAUGAAUUAUCUGCUGAUAAUUAUUUUAAAAAUGCUUAUUAUGUAUUUCGUGCUUUAUGUAAAUUAUCUGAUCGUGAUAUCAAAGAUAAAGGAAAUAUAGAUCCAAGAAUUAAUUUGGAUCUUAAAUCUCGACUUUUUUCAUUACGUUUAAUAAUGCAAAUAUUACAAACAUCAGGUCCAGUUUUUCGUACAUCAGAAGAUUUUCUUCAAAUAAUAAAAACAAAUUUAUGUGUAUCAUUAUCACGUAAUGGUGUUUCAUCUAUUCCUGAAUUAUUUGAAAUGGCAUUAUUUAAUUUUGUUGAAUUACUUGAUAAAUUUAAAGCACAUUUAAAAAUUCAAAUUGAAGUAUUAUUUCGUGAAAUAUUUUUAACUAUACUUGAAACACCAACUAGUUCAUUUCGUCAUAAAUGGCUUGUUAUUCAAACAUUAGCAAAAGUUUCUGCAGAUGCUCAAAUUAUCGUGGAUUUAUUUAUCAAUUAUGAUUGUUCAAUGCGAUCAGCAAAUAUAUUUGAACGUCUAGUCGUUGUUCUAUCACGUGCAGCACAAGGUCGACAAGCUGUAGAACUAGGUUGUAAUUUAACAGAAGAACAUAAUCUACGAAUGAAAGGUCUUGAAUGUCUCGUAUCAAUAUUAAAAUGUAUGGUUGAAUGGAGCAAAGAUCUUUAUGUUAAUCCACAUUUACAAAGUAAUUUAGGACCAGAUUCUAAACCACUUAAUGAAAAUGGAUAUGAUCAGGAUAGUAAUCGUUCAUCAUCAGGUUAUGUUGGUAGUGGAAUGCAUCGUACAGAUUCUAGUGGUUCAAUAAAUUCGUCUCAAUCAUCAGAAAAUAUUAAUGAUUUUGAAUUAGUUCGUCAGCGUAAAGAAUUAUUUGAAAAAGGAAUUGAUUUAUUUAAUCAACAUGCUAAAAAAGGCCUGGCAUAUUUAUGUGAAAAAAAUCUUUUAAAUAAUGAACCAGAAGAAAUUGCACAAUUUUUUCAUUCAUAUCAAGAUGUAUUAGAUAAAACAGUUAUUGGAGAUUGUUUGGGUGAAGAAGCUACACAUCAUAAAAAAAUUAUGUAUGCAUAUAUAGAUCAACUUGAUUUUACGGAUAUGGAAUUUUUAGCAGCAUUAAGACAAUUUCUUGCCGGAUUUCGUUUACCUGGUGAAGCACAAAAAAUUGAUAGAUUAAUGGAAAAAUUUGCUGGAAGAUUUUGUGAAUGUAAUACAAAUUUGGAAAUUUUUGCCAGUGCUGAUGCUGCUUAUGUCUUAGCUUAUUCAGUAAUCAUGCUUACAACAGAUUUACAUAGUGUCAAUGUAAAGAAAAAAAUGACUAAAGAACAAUAUAUAAAAAUGAACCGUGGUAUAAAUGAUAGUCGUGAUUUACCUGAAGAAUUUUUAUCAAAAAUUUAUGAUGAAAUUAAAAAUGAAGAAAUUAAACUUAAAGUAACAUCAGUAAAACGUGGAACAAAAGAAAAUAUUAUUAAUGAUAAACAACGAGAGUUAUUAUUUAAUGUUCAAAUGAAAGAUGUUGAAUUAAUUGCAAGAGAUUUAAUGUCAAAUGCUGGUACAAUAAGUGAAGAAUUUACGAUUGCAAAACAUCUUGAACAUGUUCGACCAAUGUUUCAAAAAGCAUGGUCACCAUGCUUAGCAGCAUUUAGUGUUAAUCUUCAAGAUAGUCAUCAUAUUGAUCUUAUAAAUUUAUGUUUAACUGGUAUUAGUUAUGCUAUUCGUAUAGCUUGUAUUUUUCAUAUGGAGCUUGAACGUAAUGCAUUUAUUCAAGCAUUAUCACGUUUUACAUUCCUUAUGACAACAUCACAAGGUAUGGAAAUCAAAGCAAAGAAUGUUGAAUGCCUGAAAGCAUUAAUAUCAAUUGCCCAAACUGAUGGAAAUUAUCUUGGUGAAGCUUGGUAUGAUAUUUUAAAAUGUAUUAGUCAAUUAGAAUUAGCACAAUUAUUUGGUAUUAAUGAUAAUAAAGCAAGAUUGUCGGGUAAAAAUAGUCAUCAUCAUUAUGAUAAUCAUUCGCAUUUACCAACACAUAAUACAUCAACGACAUUUAGUUUACCAUUUGAUAAUCUUUUUAAUACCGAAAAAAGUCAAUUAAACAAACGUUUGCAAUCAAUGCAAGAUCAAAUUCAUAUAACAACUACUCAAAAUAUUGUCGUUGCUGUUGAUCGUAUUUUCUCUGGAUCAGCACGAUUAGAUGGUGAUGCUAUUGUAUCGUUUGUUCAAAGUUUAUGUCAUGUAUCGAUGGAUGAAUUAUAUUCUACACCUCCUCGAAUGUUUAGUUUAUUAAAAGUUAUUGAAAUAUCAUAUUAUAAUAUGGGACGUAUUCGACUUCAAUGGUCACGAAUAUGGGAAAUUGUUGGUGAACAUUUUAAUAAAGCUGCUUGUCAUCCAUCACAAGAUGUGUGUUUUUUCGCAGUUGAUUCUUUACGACAAUUAUCAAUGAAAUUUCUUGAAAAAGGCGAAUUUCCAAAUUUUCGUUUUCAAAAAGAAUUUCUUAAACCAUUUGAAAUAAUUAUGAAAAAAAAUUCAUCAAUAAUUAUACGUGAUAUGGUUGUUCGUUGUAUAACACAUUUUGUUGAUGCACAAGCAAAAAAUAUUCGUUCAGGUUGGAAAAAUAUUUUUAGCGUUUUUCAAAUGGCUGCAACAGAUACAGAUGUACAAAUUGUUGAAUUAGCUUUUCAAUCGUGUACACUUAUUAUUGGUGUUGUAUUUGAUCGUAAUUUUUCAUCAAUACUUGAUAGUUUUCAAGAUGCUGUUAAAUGUUUAUCAGAAUUUGCUUGUAAUGUUUCAUUUCCCGAUACAUCAAUGGAAGCAAUUCGAUUAAUUAGACAAUGUGCAAAAUAUGUUGCAGAAAAACCACAGAUUUUUUGUGAACAUGCAGGAGAAGACUUAAUUAACGUACCUGAAGAAGAUCGUGUUUGGGUUAAAGGAUGGUUUCCGAUUUUAUUUGAAUUAUCUUGUAUUAUUAGUCGAUGUAAACUCGAUGUUAGAACAAGAGCAUUAACAGUUAUGUUUGAAAUAAUGAAAAGUUAUGGCGAAGCAUUUACUCAUAAUUGGUGGAUUGAAUUAUUUAAUAUUGUUUUUCGUAUUUUUGAUAAUAUGAAACUACCAGAUACACAAAUAGAAAAAAUUGAAUGGAUGACAACAACAUGUAAUCAUGCAUUAUAUGCCAUUGUGGAUGUAUGUUCACAAUUUUAUGAUGAUAUACCUGAAUCACUUGUUAUUGAUUUAUAUUCUCAAUUAAAAUGGUGUGUUAAUCAAGAUAAUGAACAGUUAGCAAAAUCAGGAACGAAUUGUUUAGAAAAUUUUGUUAUUGGUUGUGGUCAACGUUUUACACCCGAUAUUUGGCAAAGAACAUGUACUUGUAUAUUAGAAGUUUUUCGUUCAACUGUACCAGAAAUGUUAUUAACAUGGCGACCCGAUGCUGAACAAUCAGGAAUGGGAAUAAUUAAUGAAACAGUUAUGCUUGAUCGUACAGAUAGUUCAUUUGAUUAUGCAGCAGUUGAGUCUGCAUCAAGUCAACAGCAUCGUUUGGCACGAGUUAGUAGUAUAGCUAGUGUAAAUAGUAAUUUAUUGGAUCAUCAAGAACCUAAUUUAAAUCAUCGACGAUCAAGUAGUUCACUUAGCGAACGAACAAAAUUAAAUUCAGAUUUUGCUCUUUUUCAAGCAUUAACAGUUAAAUCUCUUGUGCAAAUCGAACUUAUUCAAGCCAUUGAUAAUAUUAUUUUUUAUCCAUCAACUAGCAGAAAAGAAGAUUCGCAAUAUCACUCUGUAGCACGUGCUUUAGCAAAUACAACGAUUGGACAAGAAACAUCGGAUUAUUUUUCUCAAUCGGAUGAUAUCUAUAAUGAACAUGGCAUGUAUAAUUAUAUGAGUUUUGAUCAAUUAAUAUUACUUGUCGAUUGUUUAAUUGAGUCACAUAUGUUUGCUCGUGCAUUUAAUUCUAAUAAUGAACAAAGAAAUUUUCUAUGGAAAGCUGGAUAUCGAGGCAAAGCAAAACCAAAUUUAUUAGUACAAGAAACAAAUAGUAUUGCUUGUGCAUUCCGUAUUCUUUUCCGCUUAUACAGUGAUCAAAAACAUAUUAAUUCAAAUGAUUUACUCAAACAUCGAAUACUUAAAUUGACUCGUGAUAGUUUGGAAUAUUAUUUAACAUUACAAUCUGAAACUCAUCGUGAUGCAUGGACAAAUGUUCUUAUACUUGUAUUAACAAAAUUAUUAAAACUUAAUGAAGAACGAUUUAAAUAUUAUUCAAAAGGAAUUUAUUUACUGAUUGGUGAAAUAGUUGUAUUUGAUUUAAAAUCAGAAUUACGAUACAUAUUACGAGAAUUUUUACUUCGGAUUGGUCGUGUAUUCGAUUUAAACAGUGAUUGA
Messenger RNA from Adineta steineri, 5262 nucleotides. The record is from the annotation of a GenBank genome assembly. NCBI's taxonomy places the organism in Eukaryota, Metazoa, Rotifera, Eurotatoria, Adinetida, Adinetidae.